CGCUCAAUCGUCUCUUCCAUCUCAAUCAUGCCUGGCUCCUGGUUCACUGAGGACAAGAACAAGAACCUGAACAUCAACAUCAACGACUCCCUACCCGGCUGCCACGACAUGUCUUCCUACCACGCUGUCACUGUCUCCAGCAGAAGGCAUCUGCACAUCAGUCGUCAUGCCAGCCUACAGGGUCCCCCAAUGCCUUACGAGGAUCUUCCGGAGACCUACUUCGCCGGCCACUCAGGUCGAGCGACAAACAUGAACAAAGUCUACAGCCAGACCUACAUGUACAUCUGCUGCAACUGCGGCGACGGGCCGAAAGUAUACAAUGUCCAACCGAGAUGCACAGAGUGCAACCACAUUGUAUGCUCCAGUUGCAAGCCUGUCAAGUAGUACCUCAUCUCCAGCACAACAACUAGGUAAGAACUUCUGCCGCUGUACCGAUACUGAGAAGCCGAAGCUGAUGCGUUGUGCUUACAGAAAUUCAGGAUGGCUGUGCCUGCCUGCUGUAUAUUGUAUUUGGAUUGGUUCUCGGUUUGGUUGUCAUCGUGAGCGAAGCAUUAUUAUGGAUACAUCAU
This is a messenger RNA of Aspergillus novofumigatus IBT 16806, 569 nucleotides long. RefSeq lists its product as uncharacterized. Bases 28 to 384 code for a protein of 118 amino acids. NCBI's taxonomy places the organism in Eukaryota, Fungi, Ascomycota, Eurotiomycetes, Eurotiales, Aspergillaceae. The record is from RefSeq and is a predicted model, not a curated record. The transcript has a single exon.